Molecule: messenger RNA, 1068 nt
Organism: Mytilus trossulus (common blue mussel)
Lineage: Eukaryota; Metazoa; Mollusca; Bivalvia; Mytilida; Mytilidae
Product: mediator of RNA polymerase II transcription subunit 27-like
Exons: 8
Coding region: 66-983 (305 amino acids)
Biological process (GO): regulation of transcription by RNA polymerase II
Cellular component (GO): mediator complex
Molecular function (GO): transcription coactivator activity
Source: RefSeq, a predicted model, not a curated record
CAGCUUUGUACUUCUUGCUUAGCUCAAUAUUAAUAAGGAUAGACGAGACCCAGGUUACAUUAAAAAUGGGGGACCAAGAAGCCGAAAAACUUAUUCACGCAAUAAAAUUAACUCAAAAGCUCAGAGGAAGUGUUACAAAAGUAUUUACAGACCUAUCAAAUGGCCAAACAUCAACAAAAGAAGAGGAAAAAGAAAUGCUUGGAGAUCUACAGAAGUCUUUGUUAUCUAUGAAUGAUAAUUUGAGUGACUUGGAAAAGAUCUCUCAGAGUUUGCCAUCUACAGUCCACCAGACUUCUAAUAACAUAAGUUUAGUAUGUCUGGAUCCAGCUACAGACAGGACACAGCUACCUAGUCAGUUAAUACAUGCACACAAGUGGACCAAUAAGGUAAACAGACUUGCAGAUUAUGCAUGCCAAGCUUUACAGCAAGCUACUCUAAGAAGAACCAAUAAAAGUCAGGUUGGACCAGGCUUAUCUACAAAAAGACAGAGGCGCAUGCCACCAGUAGCUCAUAAUAUCCCAGCAAGUACAGUAGAAACAGUUCUCAAUAGUUUAGAAAAACAUUUACCAGAUACCAGUAUAACUGUAUCCCGACCAAAUGGGAGUAGUUGUGUGCUACAGAUAACUCUUUCCAAGACAUUGAAGGCAGUUUGUGUAUUGAGAGGUUUUCUCAUAGAAUAUGUUAAUGUGAAAGGUUAUAAUGAAGAUUUUCUCUCAAAUGAUGGAAAGAUAGACUUAUGGUCAAAGUCACGAUAUAAAGUAUUUGAAAAGGUAUCAGAUCUAAUGAUGGCUGGCAUACAGCACUACUAUUACCCACAGAUGCCAGAAAUUACAAUCAGGACGUUCAUACAGCAAUGGUUUAACUCCUACAAGACAUUAUUUUCUGCACCAUGUACCAAGUGUGGUAAACAUUUACAAGGAGGAUUACCUCCUGUAUGGAGAGAUUUCAGAACAUUAGCACCAUUACAUGAUGGAUGUAGAUAAUAAAGAUAUAUGUGUACAAAAUAUGUGUUGUUUAACUACUGCAAAACUGUGUACCACUCUGUGUACCAGACUUUUUCAUUUAUAU